This is a messenger RNA of Penicillium macrosclerotiorum, 447 nucleotides long. Its product is annotated as Tvp18 family protein. The transcript has 4 exons. Gene Ontology annotation, cellular component: Golgi membrane. Lineage: Eukaryota; Fungi; Ascomycota; Eurotiomycetes; Eurotiales; Aspergillaceae. The record is from RefSeq and is a predicted model, not a curated record. Gene Ontology annotation, biological process: vesicle-mediated transport. Bases 1 to 447 code for a protein of 148 amino acids.
AUGUCUAUCGCCGAGGAGUUUCGCGAGAGAAAUUUCAGCAUCUACGGUCAAUGGUGCGGUGUUGUUUCUAUGGUUCUUUGCUUUGCGCUCGGCAUUGCAAAUAUUUUCUCCCCCGUACUCCGCAUCAUUUUCUCCGCCAUUUGCCUCGCUUGCUCUUUUGUAAUUCUUUUCAUUGAGGUGCCUUUCCUCCUCCGCAUCUGCCCAACCUCCUCCAAAUUCGAUGCCUUUAUCCGCCGCUUUACCACCAACUGGAUGCGUGCCGCCAUGUAUGCUGUGAUGAGUGCUGUUCAGUGGGUCAGUCUUGUCACCGGUGCUUCCAGCCUGAUUGCUGCUGCUGUGUUCCUGAUCAUUACCGCCUUGUGCUAUGCGCUUGCUGGGUUGAAGAGUCAGGACUUUGUUGGCAGUAAGACUCUUGGUGGCCAGGGAGUUGCACAGAUGAUCGUUUAG